AUGGAAAUACGAGAGCUACCUUAUGGCAUUCUCAAGAAAUUAUCUGACCAGCUCGACAUUGAUGGUCCUCGUGACUGGAAGGCCCUUAUCAGUGUGAUGCCAACUGGAAUGUAUUCACAAGAACAGGUAACAAAACAGUAUUUAGAUUCCUCUCCAUAAACCCGAGAAUGAUUUCCAGUUAUAUUGUGAUAAUUUUUGUGUGAUGAUUCCAAGGAGGAUUGAAGGCAUGAGCUAGGCAUGCAAACGUUUCAAAGCAGUACUUUCCCCAGUAGGUACGGUUGAUUUAUGCUGUACACUGUGGUCCUAACUGAAAUCCUAAAAAAACACUUUUGUGAUUAUUCAGUUGAAAUUAGAGCUACUGAGCAGAACUACGUUCCUCGUGUUAAAUGUGGUGUUUAAGAGGUUGUAGCUUUUGAGUCUGUGAAUCAAAUCCUAAUAUAUAGUUUAAGCCAGCCUGCAAGCAAAGCUUUCGUUAUACUACGUAUAUUAAAACCAAUGAACGUAAGCCAUGGCAAAGAAAUCCACACACCUAUAUUUAAUUUUAGGAGCUUUAAUUCCGUUUACCUUUUGAGGGAGGGGUUGGCCGAUUUAAUAAAAAUUAUAUCCCAAAAAAAGGCAGCUAAAAUAAUAAUAAUAAUAAUAAUAAUAAUAAUAAUAAUAAUAAUAAUAAAUCUUCCGUCAAACUUUAAGUCAUAUUUACAGCCAAAAAAUCACUAUGAAAAUUUAUACUGGUGUAUUCUUCCGAUCAUUUGGUUAUGAACAAGUUUGAGAACCUUGCUAGAAAGAAAGAAUUUUCCUUCUGGAUUUACUUUUAACCCGGCUAUAAACACAAGCGACGUUCGAAUACGAAUCUCACCGGGCCCAAACGAACCGAGAAAAAGUCUUUGAAAAGAGACCGUGUUAGAUAUUCAGGCCCUGUGUUAAAAACGGUAAUGAUUAUUUAUGAUGGGGAACCUGCACGUAAUCUGUACUAAAUAAAAUAUCGAUAUCGGUACCUCCUUAUAAGAGGUUAAUGGGGAUGUGCCGCUGGAUGGGGUCGCAUUUUCACGACUGGUUUGACUACAACGGGGUCGCAUUUUCAAUACAGUUACUAGAAUGGGGUCGCACAUUUUCGGAUUUUUUGGGGUAAGACAGUUCUUCAUACUUACGGUUAGCAAACGUACUAGAAUGUUUGUACUGUAGGUGAAAAAUAAAGUGUUCUUCAUUCCAUUUAAAAUAUGGGUCAAUUCAUAAAAAUAAAAAGUGACUAAGUUGGGAUCGCGAAAAUUACAUAUUUUCCUAAAAGUGACUAAGACGGGGUCUAUAAUUGGCCACAGAAUAGACUAUAAUGGGGUAGGGGCGUUGAGAGGCCAGCGGCACAUAACCAGCAAAAAUUAGCCCAAGUAAUCCCCCGGUAUCGAUAGUCCCACUUGCAUUAAAAAAACCUUUAAUAAACUGUUGUAUUCGGUUAGGUUACGUCAUUUGAAAACCAAAGAACAAGAAUGGAUGGAAGUCCUUCAAUGGCUUUGUUAACUGACUUAGGCCAAAGGGCUAAGACUGUUCGACAGCUUGUUGUCUGGCUGAAAAAAAGUGGGAAUUGUCAAGCCUUAGACAUUCUGGAAUACAAAGGUAAGUUGAUAUUAAUUAGGCUAGUCAAAAAAAACAAACAAACAAACAAACAAACAAAGAAACAAAAAUAAUGGUGCUUACUGUGGUGAUGUAGAUGCACCAGUUACACAUUAUUCUCUAUACAGUUUGUUUUUACACAGUUUCUUUUUUGAUUACUCUUCUUCUUUGUAGUAGUCUUAAAACGAAAGAAUACUUCUUGGAUUAACUUUGUUAACUAUUAGUACGAACUUAUUAAUUAUACACAGGUGCUGUAUUCAUAAUACAGAAGAGGUUAAAAUCAUCAAACAACCCAAGUCGCAGCUAGUCAGAGUGGGUGGGACUGUUACCUUGAGAUGCAAGGCCACGGGGUACCCAGCUCCCCAUAUCAGUGGGUAAAAGAUGGAGCAAAACUCCCAUAUAGAAUUGAUAAAGAACUUACCCUGAAUCCUGGGACACUGUAGGAUAGUGGAAACUAUUUUUGCCUAUUUGCGCGCAUUAGAUCAUAUAUUCAAAUGCUAUUUUGCGCCUUAUAAAAAGUAAAUUAUUAUUAUUAUUAUUAUUAUUAUUAUUAUUAUUAUUAUUAUUAUUAUUAUUAUUAUUAUAUUGCCUUGUGUCCAAUCAUCUUAUUGCAGAAAAAAGCGAUGCACUGGAUUUAGAGGUUUUGCCGCCAACUUUCACUACUUCUGAAGGUAACGUUUUACUCUCCUGUUGUUAAGCUUUCUUGCGAUGCUUAAAGGUUUGACACAGUUCCGAAGAAACGUAUUAGAAACUUUCGAUUGUGCCAAGCAGUUAAUCGCGAGGCAAACGACCUAAUGUAAUGGACGCAAGGGCGCUUUGGUGGUAUUGCGAGCUGUUUGCGGAAAAUCGCUAUUAAUGCAGUGCUACAUCGAUUGUUCCUGGACCUUGUGUGCGAAUAGACCUUUUUAUCUUGUAUGUUUUGUUUUCCCAAUUCCGAGCACGUGAUAUUCUCUAGGUAAUUUGGCUUUUGUCUUUUCAUUAGUCAUGCACGCAUAUGUACGUGGAUGCACGUGAAUGGGACGAGAUUUAAAAGAAACAGUUCUCUUGGGUAACAUCACAUGGUCUGCAAUGGGAAAACAAAACAUACAAGCUAAAAAGUCUAUAAAGCGUUUUCAUUCACGUGGGCAGCAUUUAUGAAAAUUUAUAGGAACAAAAGAAAGCGUUUGCAUAAGAAAAGAGUUCAACUCCCACGGGAUUGGUUUGGUACACCAACAUGGCCGCCGUUUCAUUGUUUUGGAAUACCAAUAUGGCCGCCGCGACGUCAUGUGAAAACGCUCUAACAUUCAGGCGGGAUCGAUCAUCUCUCCCAAAAGUUCUAUAAUGAUUUCUUUCAGCUUAAAUAAUAUUCCACAUCGAGGUUUCUCAGAAAUUAUUAGUCUAUUGUUUAUAUCAAGUCAUUAUUAAGUCAGUAUUAAUUUCUCUUUACUUUGGCGGAUGAGAUUACGCUUAAUUAAAUAUAAAAAUUGCCUCAUGAAACUUUAUAUUUGAUUUUAAACUAAAAAAAUAAAUGAAUAAGCUUAGUUAAAAUUCUGUUAUGACUGUCAGCGCUCGUUAAUGCAAAUCGAAAGACAACGAUUUUAACUUUAGGCGCCAGCCCUUGUAAUCACAGUUAGAGACGUUCGAUCGGAUUGGUUUAAAUGAAAUCCCAUGAUCAAAUUUCAACGGGAACAGUUUAUGGACUCGCUCUGUGCCAGAGGUUUUUUUCUAGCAGCAAAUAAAGGUCCUGUGGCCGACACCGAGCUACCCCGCCGCACGCGAGAAAAAGCUUCUGGUACCAAGGGUUCAGGUAAUAUCAUCAAUUAAAACAUUGAAAACCUGUCAAACCAGUAAUACUCUGGCACAACAAAAGAAAAAUUUAUAAGAUAAAGGCAAAAGGCUAUAAUGUCAUCGGCUCUGUUCCCCCAAAAAGUAACACUUUCAGUAACAUAACCACUUGAAUAGUCUCAAUAACAAAACUGAUAAAAAAUUUAGGUACCAUUGCAUCAGUUUUCGAAUGUGAUGUUUAAUUUACAUUAUAUGUGCCUUUUAAGCUGAAUUGUUAUUUACUGUGCAUUGUAACAGGCACUUUUUAUCAGCUGUAAACUUUCAUAACCGUCACACGAUGACUGAUGUACCGUCGAAACAUGUUUUUUUUUUUUUAAUUAAAAAAAGUCGCAUUAUUUUUUAAAAUCAUGACAUCUAGCAGAGCACCUAGUUGGGAAAGAAUUUUCGGAUAUCUAUCAACAAAUCCGUCUGACAAGUCUUUAUACGACAACAAAGUAGACUGAACUGUGGAUACAGAAUAUGCGCGGGUUUUGUGACGUAAUCAGCAUACAUUUCACUCCUGAUUUGCCCCUAUUUUACUUAAUGAGUUUAUUAGCAGACAUAAUAUGUCGUUAAACUGAUUUAUUCCUUUUUUUGUUAACCUUCUCGGUAAGGCGUCUUCAAGGAAGAAAGCAUUGAGGGUAUUUUUACCAGUGAAGGUAGUGUAAUGGCUGAAGGAAAUAUCAGGCUAGUGUGCCCCCCUGGAGCUCUUGACGAUUCCUUGUCUGUAACCAUAACAUUAGAGGACCCGUCUAAGUACUACAGUUUGAUAGUUCAAAAGGAUCUGGAAAAUGACGUAAUUAUAGCUGCACCCAUCGUUAAUCUACAACCGAAUGGCCAUUCUUUUAGGAAACCUAUAAAGCUGACAACUAGUUUUAAAAGCUUGAAUUGGAAAUGGAAUGGAGAUGAUGUUUUCAUUUUGCAUGGCACUGAAGCUAGAGAUGGAAAGGUCACCUGGCAAGACAUCACUAAGAGUUCAAAGAUUAAUGAGGCAGCCGGAGAAGUUGAGGUUGAAAUGAAACAUUUCUCACUCAUUAUGGUUCUGUUACGUUGGACCUUGAUCCGUAGUAAAGACAUUCUGUCCAGAUUUGAUUUGCUGUCGUUUGAUUACACGUUACUGGUGCUGUUGAACAAGACGAGGCCCUCAUCUGCACACGACAUGCUUGCUCUACUUUUCGUGAGCCAAGACGUUUACCACGAACAAUUCUUCAGAGAGGACGAGACUUCAGCUUUGGUACAGCUUAAGAAAGAGGGUUUUAUAGAGGUACAUGAACAUGCCACUGACAGACUAGAUAAAAAGCGAAUUUACAAUCAUGAAAACCUUCAAGUUAGUAUUCAACUCGGGGAAGACUACAAACUACCUGAUAGCCAGCACAGAAGUUUUAGUUUCGGUGUAGAUUCCUUUGUUUGGUGGAAUGGAGGAAAGGUAAUCAAACUUCCUCUGGAAUGGAAAAACGAAGUGAGAUAUCUCUGUGGGACAGUCAGCGUGAAUGGAGAAAAUGGGCACGCGAGCAAGAAGCAUUUUAGUGAAGGAGGUAAAUUUGUUAGGUGCUUUAGUAUAACAGUAUACAAUAGAUGGCGGUGGUGCUUAAAGAUCCUCCUUAUCUUGGUCUCCAUAGUUAAUCUUUAAAACAUGAAUUAAAUGCAAUUCUCGCGAACGAAACCCACGUUAAGUCUAUUCAUUUAUUUGACCACUCAUUCACUCACUAUUGUAACCUUUACUUAGGACUCUUACCUCCGACCUCGACGCAAAAUAGGGGUAAACAAAUCAUUUAAAAAAUUGUCUCCAAAAAAUUUGUAGUGACACUACUACUAGGUGUCCCCUCUUAUGCCUAACAAGUGGUAUGUUAUUUUUUCACAGAUCUGUGUAAUUAUGUAAGGAAGCUACUGGGCAUGGAGGGGAACAUCUUUAACGUCGUAACCAUUGCCAGGCUGCUUGAGAUGCCUGAAGAGUUAAUACAUCAAGUCACCAGAUUUUGGGAGGACGACUGCGAGCAGUUGAACCUUUCUUUGCAACACUGGUCGGAGAAGAGUGCUGGAGCAGAAAAUCUUUCUUCUCUAAGAAAGUGUCUGGAGGGCAUAAAUCAAGAAGGUCAGUGGUGUUUCAAGCGGACUUGCGGCGCAAUGGCUGUUUUUUUUUUUAAAAAGAUAUCUAAAUUUGUUACUUAGUUUAUUAGGAUCUGUGUCACGAAAUUUAUCAAAAUCCAGACAGAUGAAACCGCCACCAAACUGAGUGAAAUAUAAGAAUAACUGCUCAUGCAAUGAACAGAAGGUAUAAAUAACACGGCAAAUACAAAAGGAGGUACGGAUGAACAAACUUGAAGAGGAUUGAAACGGACUGAAAUAGUGGCUGGGUUUGAAAACUUGUUAGCCUAAACGUUUUUCAAAGUUCUUUUUUUUUUGGUAACAAUAUAAUGCUUGGAGACAUUUGUUUGACAGAAGCUGUGAUUUUGUCAUUCACAAGUAAUUUCUUACGUUUCUAUAGCGAAUAUGGAUGCGUUGCUGGCAUUCAUUAUUAACAAAAUGAACAGCCGUGACACAGUCCCCUUAAGUAACCCUUAAGACCUUCCUGUAUCCUUUUUGACGCCCAGUUCCUAGUAGAGGAAACAGUUUACCAAUUUUAUUCUGUGAUAUUCUUUUAAAAUACUCACUAGAAUACAAUGUAACAUCAAGAGGCCAGAUGCACAUCAGGCGCUUGAGAAAACUUGCCACGAAGAUAACUGACUUACAACUCGUUAACACAGAUUUAGUGAGGUAUUUUUCACGUAAAGCUACAAUUCUUUGCAACUCUGUGUUGAGAGACUGUUGCCUGGAGUUGAACCAGGAUAAAGCCUUUUCAUCUUCCAAUAAUGCAGAUCCUUUAGUCAAACAAUUCAUCGAGAAUCGUCAACCAAUGCCAGAAGAUAUUUCUACAAAAUAUAAACUGGUGUGUUCACCGUCAGAUGAAUCGAGGACAAGCAUUUUCCUUGCCAUUGUUCCCCAUCUCAUUCAAACCAUCAAGGAAAUCUUUGUUGACCAUAAGAGGCUUGUUCCUCAUAGUGGCUUGAUUGGACUUCGUGAGGACAACGUAAAUCAGUUGUUGACAAGCGUUUUGAAUGCUCGACAAAACAACAGAUUCCGGAAUCUUGUGUAUGUGGAGUGCCAAAUUCUGGAGAAGUUGUGCCUGAAGAAUCACAACAAGAAGCCUGUUGCAGAAAUUACAAAGUGGAGCGAAAGUCUUGCCAUUGAGCAAAUGCUUAACUUUCUAGAGCGGUUUUUCAAGCACUGCCUACACGACAUAAGGCUGCACAGAAGGUUAGAAAUUUUUUCUCGCCGCCUACGAGACACAUUGUUGACCGACGACAAGGAAGUAGAUGAAGAUUACAUGCAAGAUUUUGCCAACAUUUUAUUGAGUCUCGUUGAUUUUGCCAAGUUUGAUCCUUCAAAACUGGUGAGAUUUGAGCUAAUUGAUUCGAAAAACUCCACAUUGUCCAGUACCUCGUCUGAUGUUGAGAACGUGGUGCACGACGAGUAUGACGACACAUACUCUCAAUCGUUCAGCAUCAAGAAAGUAUCGGAGGACGAGCUUCAACUGAGUGCGGCUGCAUGUGUGCACAUUUAUGGAUCAGUGCGCAAGAUAGGGGCAUUCCAGUCAGUUAUUAUGCUGAAUCGAUCUGGCAUGGAUGUAUUCAACAGAUGCAUGAGUCGCUUCGCUCCAGCUGACAUUGCGGUAAUGAAAAUGGAAGCCGAAAACGAGCAUCCGGGAAAUCUUCAAACAGUUCUUUAUGCUUCACAAAAGGAGAAGCUAUCAGAAUCGAUACAGAUCUUCAAACGAGAACUGAGUGAAGACAUGGUAGACUUGAGUCACUCAGAGGUCUCUCAGUGUUACCUUUCAAUGCGAUGUAUUGACUUCACGAAGGAAAAGGUCCUAAGACUCCGUCUAGUCUACAAAUGGGGUUCGGAGGCAGUUGUUCUGGACAGUAACGACUUUGUGACCUUUUCCGAUUGCUCAACUGGCGGCGCCUGUUUACCAGAAGUAAAAAGUUUUGGUAAGUUUGAGUCGUUUAUUGUUUGUGUCUGUUUAUCCCACCCUAAGUCGCGUCCAUAAGUUCAAUAAAUCCUUUUCUUUGUUGCGUCCAGUGUUCGAACGGUCAAUAUUUUUAACACAUAUUCGAUACUCACAGGCUAUUAUACAUUGUAAUCAGUGUCUAUCCAUCUUACUGGCUUGGGGCCUACAGUUAAUUCUGAACCCUUAAGAUAAUUCAGUUUUCUACUACUACAUACAACUGAAUAAUCUAAGUUGCGUGCGCAAUGCAUGAGUACCAAAAAUGAUACCAAGUCGCGUUUGGCGAUUGGCACUCAAUAUUACAAGAUGCUAUUUUAAACGGGAAUGUUUCCAAUAGACUCCUUACGAAAGCUGUAUUUUCCUUGCAAACUUUUAAAGGACCCCGGCAUACAUGCGUGAAGACAACGGGCAAAAGGGGGCUUGAUGUUGGGGUAGAGAGCCAUGGUAACGCUCGAAUCUUUUUCAAAUCCCUGCUUAAGGCUGAUUAAAGUGAAAAAAAAUUGUGUAUCCUAUCUUGAAAAAAUCCUUCCUCGUGGAAGAGUUAGCUAUAAGAAGGAACGCGAGACUCGACAAAUGCUCGAAGAAGGGAGGUAUAAGAAGACAGGAAGGGAACGAGGGGAGAAUAGCUUAUGGCAUCACCUUAUCAUCUAACUUGUGAGGAAAAAAUUUCUUUCACUCAGGUUUGGACAACUCACUCAUGUCUGA
Molecule: messenger RNA, 8158 nt
Organism: Porites evermanni
Lineage: Eukaryota; Metazoa; Cnidaria; Anthozoa; Scleractinia; Poritidae
Source: the annotation of a GenBank genome assembly